Messenger RNA from Exophiala aquamarina CBS 119918, 1611 nucleotides. RefSeq names its product serine/threonine-protein phosphatase 2B catalytic subunit. The record is from RefSeq and is a predicted model, not a curated record. Lineage: Eukaryota; Fungi; Ascomycota; Eurotiomycetes; Chaetothyriales; Herpotrichiellaceae. Gene Ontology annotation, molecular function: calmodulin binding; calmodulin-dependent protein phosphatase activity. Gene Ontology annotation, cellular component: cytoplasm; calcineurin complex. Gene Ontology annotation, biological process: calcineurin-mediated signaling; fungal-type cell wall organization. The transcript is spliced from 4 exons. Bases 1 to 1611 code for a protein of 536 amino acids.
AUGGACGACACAAUACACAAGGCAGUGCUUGACAAGAAGCCUGUCCCAGAGAUCGACUUCACUCUCCACAUCAUGGAAGAUGGCACCCAAGUCAGCACCCAAGAGCGAGUGUGCAAAGAUGUCCAAGCCCCGGCAAUGCAGCCGCCGACCAACGAUCAGUUCUGGAGUCCCACCGACCGAUCGAAGCCGAAUCUCGCGUUCCUCAAGCAACACUUCUGCAGAGAAGGCCGCCUAACCGAAGAGCAAGCCCUUUGGAUCAUCAAUGAAGGUGCCAAGGUGCUCAAGGCCGAGCCCAACCUGCUCGAGAUGGAUGCUCCCAUCACGGUUUGUGGGGAUGUUCAUGGCCAAUACUUCGAUCUCAUGAAACUUUUUGAAGUUGGAGGUGAUCCAUCUGAAACAAGAUAUCUGUUUCUUGGGGACUAUGUGGACAGAGGGUAUUUUUCUUUAGAGUGUGUGUUGUAUUUGUGGAGUUUGAAAAUCUGGUAUCCGAACAGUCUGUGGCUGCUCCGAGGAAACCACGAGUGCAGACAUCUCACAGAUUACUUCACGUUCAAGCUGGAAUGCAAGCACAAAUACUCGGAGAAGGUUUAUGAAGCUUGCAUGGAUGCAUUCUGUGCACUGCCUCUGGCGGCGGUGAUGAACAAGCAGUUCCUGUGUAUACAUGGAGGAUUGAGUCCUGAGCUGCAUACAUUGGAGGACAUCAAGAGUAUCGAUCGGUUCCGCGAGCCGCCCACGCAUGGGCUCAUGUGCGAUAUUCUCUGGGCGGAUCCUUUGGAAGAGUUUGGACAGGAGAAGACGGGGGAAUACUUUGUGCACAACCAUGUCAGAGGCUGCUCAUACUUCUUUUCGUACCCCGCGGCCUGCAACUUCCUCGAAAAGAACAAUUUGCUGUCGGUGAUUCGAGCACAUGAAGCGCAGGAUGCCGGCUAUCGCAUGUACCGCAAGACUCGAACGACUGGAUUCCCUAGUGUCAUGACCAUUUUCAGCGCACCGAACUACCUGGAUGUCUACAACAACAAAGCAGCCGUGUUGAAGUAUGAGAACAAUGUUAUGAACAUCCGGCAAUUCAAUUGCACGCCGCAUCCUUAUUGGCUGCCCAAUUUCAUGGAUGUGUUUACCUGGUCACUACCGUUUGUGGGGGAAAAGAUCACCGAUAUGCUCAUUGCGAUCCUGAACACAGCGUCCAAGGAAGAACUCGAGGACGACGCUCGGAGCUCCAGCAUCGGCCCAGAAACACCUCCACUGGAAAACGCCGAGACUACCGAAGCCAAACGUCGGGCCAUCAAGAACAAGAUUUUGGCAAUUGGCCGUUUGUCAAGGGUCUUCCAAGUCCUGCGAGAGGAGUCUGAACGUGUCACUGAGCUCAAGACACAAUCGGGGGGUCGGUUGCCGGCAGGCACAUUGAUGCUUGGAGCUGAAGGUAUCAAGCAGGCCAUCCACAACUUUGAAGAUGCGAGAAAGGUUGAUCUGCAGAACGAGAGACUACCGCCGUCGCCGGAAGAAAUUGAGAAAAUCAGUGCCGAAGAUAGGCGUGCGGCACUGGAGCGUGCCGCAGCGGAGGCUGAGAACGAUACGAAUCUGCAAGGCGUGGCUCGGAGAAUCAGCGUGUGA